UCCACAAACAUUUUUCUUCCUAUUACAGAUUUUCCCAAUUUUGAGGAAUCACAGAUUUUUCAGAUAAAUAACGAACACAAGAAAGCCUUUUUUUUUCCAAAUCUAAUUAGGUAUUGCAUCCUGAUUAUGAAUGCCAUCACUUUUCUUGGAAACUCAACGAUGAUUCCCUCGCAAUGCAUUCUCCGUGCGUUUACAAGAAUCUCUCCAUCUAGAUACAUCCGAGACUCCGCGUUUCGAUCGUGUCCUUCUCGAUUCUCAAGCUGCAGAAACCAAAACAACAACCCGGAUUCGAACAGAAUCAUCAAACCGACCAAUGCUGGCUCAUUCUGUACCGACAGGCAGAGCUCUGUUACAGCUCAGGUUGUUUCUGAGGCAAGAAGUCUCUCUGCUUCCACGACCUGCCCAAGGGACCCGACCUUGGAUCAAAUAUACACCAAGAACGGCUUAAAUGUGAAGCCUUUAGAGCUAGAGAGGUUAAAGGGAGAUGAGAAAGAUGACAAGGCGAUCAAUGGAGAUGACAAAAGGGUCAAUGGGGAUGGUUUCGAGGGCAUUAAGAGUAAUGAAACCGAGGAGGAGGCAUGGAGAUUGCUGAGGGACUCAGUAGUGACAUACUGUGAUUCGCCUGUAGGAACGAUGGCUGCUAAAGAUCCAACAGACACAACGCCAUCAAACUAUGAUCAGGUCUUUAUCAGGGAUUUUGUACCUUCGGCUCUGGCUUUUCUCCUGAACGGAGAAAGCGAUAUUGUUCGAAACUUCCUUCUUCACACACUGCAGUUGCAGAGUUGGGAGAAAACAGUUGAUUGUUAUAGUCCAGGACAAGGAUUAAUGCCUGCGAGUUUCAAAGUAAGAACUUUACCGCUUGAAGAGGACAAGUUCGAAGAGGUUUUGGAUCCAGAUUUCGGCGAAGCAGCUAUAGGUCGUGUUGCACCAGUUGAUUCUGGUCUAUGGUGGAUAAUAUUGUUGAGGGCAUACGGGAAAAUCACAGGAGAUUACUCACUGCAAGAGAGAAUAGAUGUGCAGACAGGGAUAAAGAUGAUUGCGAACCUGUGUUUAGCUGAUGGAUUUGAUAUGUUUCCCACUCUGUUGGUCACAGAUGGCUCUUGUAUGAUAGAUCGACGAAUGGGUAUCCAUGGCCACCCUCUUGAGAUCCAAGCUUUGUUCUAUUCCGCUCUGCGGUCUUCUCGUGAGAUGCUAACUGUUAAUGAUAGCUCCAAAAACAUAAUAAAGACAAUUAGCAACAGGCUCAGCGCUUUAUCUUUUCACAUCAGAGAAAACUAUUGGGUUGACAAAACCAAAAUCAAUGAGAUUUACCGUUACAAGACAGAGGAGUACUCUAUGGAUGCCACCAACAAGUUCAAUAUCUACCCGGAGCAGGUUUCUCCAUGGCUAAUGGAUUGGGUUCCUGAAUGUCCUGACUCUGGAUUUCUGAUAGGAAACCUCCAGCCUGCUCACAUGGAUUUCAGGUUCUUCACCUUGGGAAACCUCUGGUCAAUCAUCUCCUCAUUAGGAACACCAAAACAGAACCAAGCUAUAUUAAAUUUGAUUGAAGAGAAAUGGGAUGAUCUUGUUGGUCAUAUGCCGCUUAAGAUAUGUUACCCGGCUUUGGAAUCUUCAGAGUGGCAUAUAAUUACUGGGAGUGAUCCAAAGAACACGCCUUGGUCUUACCACAAUGGCGGGUCAUGGCCAACACUUCUCUGGCAAUUCACACUGGCAUGCAUCAAGAUGGGCAGACCAGAGUUAGCAGAGAAAGCAGUAACUUUGGCAGAGAAGAGGCUCCAAGCUGAUCGGUGGCCAGAGUACUACGAUACAAGAAACGGGAAGUUCAUUGGAAAACAGUCCCGGCUUUACCAGACAUGGACCAUUGCUGGUUUCUUAACUUCAAAGCAACUAUUGCAGAAUCCUGAAAUAGCAUCUUCCCUGUUUUGGGAAGAAGAUCUUGAGCUUCUGGAGACUUGCGUCUGCGUUCUGACCAAAUCAGGCCGGAAGAAAUGUUCACGAGCCGCAGCAAAGUCACAGAUUCUUAUCUAAAUUGGUUUUGUCCAUAAAGAUGCUUAGGAUGUAAAAGCUUCCUGUUGCAACAAAUGUUAUACAGGUUAACCAAACUAAUAGUACAACU
This is a messenger RNA of Capsella rubella, 2116 nucleotides long. Its product is annotated as probable alkaline/neutral invertase A, chloroplastic. Lineage: Eukaryota; Viridiplantae; Streptophyta; Magnoliopsida; Brassicales; Brassicaceae. Gene Ontology annotation, molecular function: sucrose alpha-glucosidase activity; endo-alpha-N-acetylgalactosaminidase activity. The record is from RefSeq and is a predicted model, not a curated record. Gene Ontology annotation, biological process: sucrose catabolic process. Bases 127 to 2028 code for a protein of 633 amino acids. Gene Ontology annotation, cellular component: mitochondrion. The transcript is spliced from 6 exons.